AUGUUUUGGAAAAAGGAUCCUACUGUCACUUGGGAAAGAAAACAUAUCAAUGACAUUGACUUCAGCUGUUUUAAUGUGGCAAUAAUUGGCGGAACAGGUGGAAUUGGACGUGCCAUAAGUAGAGAGCUGGCCCAGAGAGAUGCUAGAGUUACUGUUGUCGGACAAACAUUUAGGGACGAGGACCUGAAAGACAAAAUUAAAUUUGUCAAGGCCGACUUAAGUUUAGUGUCGGAAUGCAAGCGUAUUUCUCACAGCGAUGAAAUUCCUUACGAGGAGUUAACGCAUUUGAUUUUCACUACAGGCAUCUUUGCAUCACGCCAGAGGCAAGCUACAAGUGAGGGCUUAGAGAAAGACAUGGCGGUGAGUUAUUUGAGUAGAUAUAUCAUCUUCCAUGAUGUCGCUAAGCGAUUAGGAAUUAGUAGGACAAAGAAAGACGAUUUGCCAAAAGUUUUCGUAGUCGGAUUUCCAGGAAAUGGUCAACUGGGGGACCCAGAUGACUUAAAUUCUGAUGAAAAAAAUUACAGCGCCUAUGGCACACACAUGAAUACAGUGGCAGCUAAUGAAAGUUUGGUCCUAGACGCCAAAGAUAGAUAUACGAACAUAGAUACCUUCGGUUUGAACCCCGGUCUGAUUAAAACAAACAUUCGUAGUAACCUUCUCGGCAGUGACACUUACCUUAGCCGCAUCACAGAAUGGAUCAUUAGCUGGACCUGUCAAAGCGCAGAAACGUAUGCUAAGACAAUUUGCGCCUUGAUUGUGAGCCCUGCCAUCGAAUCACGCAGUGGUACAAUGUUCAGUAACAAAGGUGAUGCCAUCUUACCUACGCCUGGUUUGACCAAAGACGUUGUUGAGAAGUUCAUGGAAAAUUCGGAACUUCUAGUUGAAAAGGCCUUACGGAAUCAAAGCCCUUUUACGUCCAGUAACGAGUAA
Messenger RNA from Saccharomyces paradoxus, 930 nucleotides. Its product is annotated as putative short-chain dehydrogenase/reductase. Bases 1 to 930 code for a protein of 309 amino acids. Lineage: Eukaryota; Fungi; Ascomycota; Saccharomycetes; Saccharomycetales; Saccharomycetaceae. The transcript has a single exon. The record is from RefSeq and is a predicted model, not a curated record.